Molecule: messenger RNA, 4390 nt
Organism: Acaromyces ingoldii
Lineage: Eukaryota; Fungi; Basidiomycota; Exobasidiomycetes; Exobasidiales; Cryptobasidiaceae
Exons: 9
Coding region: 122-4390 (1422 amino acids)
Biological process (GO): iron-sulfur cluster assembly
Cellular component (GO): cytosolic [4Fe-4S] assembly targeting complex
Source: RefSeq, a predicted model, not a curated record
UUGCCAAGUCUUCUCGUCGCGCUCGUCAACUUUCACGACGUUCCUUAUCAACCAUGGUUUCCUCGGCUGUCGCUCAGGCGACUGAGGCUUUCGUGGGAGGAGCGUUUGACGAAGAGAAGAGAUGUCUGGCCAUGUCAAGCUCCUCGACGUCGUCAGACACCUGGGCCCGGAGCUGACGUCAGACGACGAGGUGCGGAGAUCGAGGGCCGUCGUCCUCCUCGCGCUCGUCGUCCUUUGGUCCUGCAGCUCGCCAGAGCACUCUCCGGACAGGCAGGCGACGACGACGCUCGCAGGCUUCUUCAGCUCAAAGCUGCAGGAUGCCAACGUGGUGGCAGACAACAUCGCCAGAGAUCUCAACAGCAAAACAAAGCCUGUGCCGGGCUCGGCGCCCGAAAGCUGGCGGCCAAAGUACCCGAAGGGUACCGAGAUGCUCGUUGCAUCACUUCGGGCGCUUGACAGCCUGGCCAAGCUCGAUGACGGCAGCGGGAACACAGUCCGUUUCGGGAGCGAGGCAGCAAAGGCAGCCGCCCAGGCCGUGCUUGAGCAUUCCGACCCCAGAGCACACCCGCAGGCGAUUCGCUUCCUUGUAUUCACCCUCAUGGACUCGCUUCUCUCGCGCCAUCGCCGCGCGCUGAGGACCAUGGGCCGCGACUUUGUCAAGGGCUACAUCAGCCUCGUCGAGGGCGAAAAGGAUCCGCGAAACCUCGUCUACAUCUUUGCCAUGGACCGCGUCGUGAUGCUCGAUUGGGACGAUAUCAUGGACAGCGAGCUCACCGAGGCCUUCUUCGACACGACCUACUGCUACUUUCCCAUCACUUUCCGACCGCCGCCCGACGACCCGUAUGGCAUCAGCACCAACACGCUCCGCCUCUCUUUGCGCAAGGUCCUGAUCGCCAGCCCGCUGCUUGCUCCACACGCCAUGCCGCUGCUUCUGGAAAAGCUGCAAGCAAGCGGUGGUAAUGCUAAGCGCGAUACGCUCGACACGCUCAAGGAGGCACUUCCCGUCUUUGGCCGAGCUGCUGCCAAGGCGCACGAGUCGCCGCUCUGGGAGGCCUUCAAAAUUGAGAUCAUGCACGCCACUGACGAUGCCACGGCAAUCUGCUCUGCCCGAGCGCUGGAGUCGCUCUUGCAAGUCCUUUAUCACGAGGUGGACCCACCAGAAGGGCUGGCGCCCCGCAUGAUUGCCGAUAUGCUCGAUGAGCUCGAGGAGCCCAGCAAGGCGUUGGCCAAGCCUGCAGCCAGCGCCAUGGCUUCCAUGAUCCACGCUACACCCAGCACUGCCUUUCUCGCCACGUACGCUAGUCUGGAUCAGCUUUUGACCGCAUACAAGGAUCCCGACGAGGUCAGCACGCGCGGGCCCAUCCUGGAUCACGUCUCGACACUCCUCAAGGCCCUGCGCGACGUCUACGAGGGAGUCGAUGUGCUGCACUCGAGUGCUACGAGCGAGGCAGAUCGGCGCGACGAAGCCAGGCUCACUUUUGAGCGGCCAGAGACGAGCGCAAAGUCAGACAGCGACUUGGACCCGAGCAAGACCCCUGCUGAGUCGAGCACUGCGCCAAAGAGGAGAAGCUACGAAUCGGACAAACGACCGCUGGACUCCUUCAAGGACACGCUCUUGGCUACACUCUCCCACGGCCUCGUCAAUGCAUCGACGAGGUUGCAGUCCGUCGACUGCUUCGUCCACCUCACACACAUCCGCGGCUUUCUCAGCCAAGCAGAGACGCGUCACUUGUGCGAUGGCGUCAACAAGCUGCUGGUGGACGCCAAUGCCGACGACGUCCGCGGACAGGCUUUGGAGGCUCUUAGGGACCUUGGGGACAGGCAUGUGAUUGAAGAGAGCACGCUGCCCCUUCUCUUUGGAAGCUUGCCAGACACGUUGGUCAUGGAGGAGGGGCGCGACCCUCGACCCGCGGUCCGGAGGUCUCUGGGCGCUCUUGCUCGGCUGUGCACCCCUGCUGAUCUGUUUGACCUCCUCGUCGUUCGGCUCAGCACCAAGCUCGAUCUCGUCUGCGCAGCCGAGCUGAAGGACAAGGAGGCGCGGCAGGUGAAUGCGGGCUAUGCUCGUGGCCUCAUCAACACGCUCCUGGUCGUCUUGGAGGAGAAGGUCGAUCGGAAGGACAAGGACGUCGGGCGGUAUGGGUCACUCGCGACGAAUCUGAUUGGGAUUUGCGUGUCUGCGUCGCUGCGGUCAAAGGCAAAGUGGAGCGUCGCCGCGGACAGCCGGGUGAUGCGCGAUCUGGGGGCCCUCGUCACGUUGCUUGUGAGGAGCUUGGACGACAGUCGACAGCGGGAGAUGUCCUCGAUCCUCUUUGCGGCAAUUGUACAAAAGGAUCUGGGGCCCCUCGCUAAAGUUUCUGCCACUCUUUCCCGCUCAGCUUUGACAGAUUUCAAUCCCUUGGGCGAUGUCACUCAAGAUUCGAAGUCAAGGGCUCAGCGGAAUGCGGUUCAUACUUUCGCUGCGGCCAUUGUGGCCUUGCGAAAGCACGUCCCGGCGCCCAUGGAGGGGCAGGCCGCGACUUGGGUCGAGAGUCUGCUCGGGUGGACGAUGCAGUCACAGACGGCGCUGCAGGAGGAUGCGGGCCGAUCGCUGCUGGUCGACUGCGUCAACAAGCACGUUACGGAGCAGAAAGGCGAACUGAGCGGGCUCCUCGACCGCUUCUGGGGUGCGUACGUCGUCGGACCAGGAGCAAUGGCGCGGCAAAGAGCGACGCGGGUGUGGCUGAGCGUCGCCAAGUCGCUCGUUAUGCGAGGAAGCAAGCUGGGCGAAGAGAUGGUCAAUCGAGCUCUGUCAUUGCUUUCGAUAGACGUUGGCGGAGAGGAGCCAGAGAGGGUCGCAAAUGAAGCAGCGAGGGGCGUGGGUGAGGUGGGGAGCGACGACGUGGAUCUGUGCAAGGACAACGGCAGCGUGGUUCGAUUGCUGUACAAGCAGCGAUACCUCACUUUUCUUCUGCCCAAGAUCCUCGCCUCGUAUAGAGAUGGAGCUUCCGGGCAUUACUAUCUCGUGGUGCUCGCAUCCUUGCUGCCCUCGAUGCCGCGCCAGACGACGCUCGACAAGCUGCAAGAGCUUUUCCCACUCCUCAUUCUCGCGCUCGACGUCAAGGACGCCAGAGCUCGAUCGAGUGCGGCCAAGACGAUUGCGCUCGCUGCCGCUGUGGGACGGCGGCAAAAGGACGAGGCGGCCCUGAACCCCGUGGCAGCAGAGUCGUCGCUCGACUCGGCCUCGAGCGGCACCUCGUCGCCCCCAAUGUCAAACGGCUCAAUUGGGGCAAAGGGCAAGAAGAAUGCGCUGGACCUCGUCGACUCGAAUCUCAAGGCUAUUCUAGACCGACUGCUCUCGACUCUGGCGACGUCUUCCCUCGAGACAGACGAUGGCAACGAGGAAGAGGAAGAGAAAGUCCGAAUCGCCGCAUUGAAGUGUCUCGCAAUAUUUGCUCGUACCUUACCUUACUCGGCCCUGCAUCCUUACAAGACGGCGGUGCUCAAGACGCUCGGCACAAAGGUCCCAAUGUGCAACAGUGAUCUAGACAACAGGACGGAUCAGUGGUCGAUGAACUGUGACCGCGCCUUCUGCAUGGCCGAUUCGUCCGAAGUGCUCGAGUACGUGAAGCUCUCUGUGGUGAAGCUCUCAAUAUCGAGGCCGCUGAGAAGCUUCUUCUUCACAUCGGCUCUCUUGCCGCCACCAUUGCUACUUAAGGCGCCGCCGCCGCUGCUGCUGUUGCUAACAUUGUGUCCUUGUCCGCGGCCGUGCGAGGCCGGCGCAGUCCUUGGCCAGUGCAUCAAGCCGUUUUUCGUUUCGGCGACGGCGAAGCUCCUGCAGGCGAACUUGACGAUUGAGCGUCACGAGGAUUCGGAAAGCUGCGGACGCGGAGGCGGUAGAGGUUGGGGUGCCAAGGCGUACACCGGCGUUGGGGCCUCGGGCGAUGGAGGGCGCGCAGGAGAACUGGGCUUCGUGGUGCAUGACGAGGACGUCGACAGCGUCCAAUUGUCGAUGACGAACGGCGAAAAGUCCGGGAGGCUGGGAAGACGAGGGUGGCAGGCGGAGCAGCGGCUAGAGCAAGAGCCAGAACACGUAUCGCUGUUCGACGUUCUUGAGGAGGCCGAGGAACUGACACUCUCGCUGUCGCUCUCACUGUCUGCCGUCGAACCACUGUCGCUGUCCGACGAGGAGUCGUCAUGCGAGCUGCAAGAGUCGCUAUCGCAGCUCCUCGGCACUGGCGGCAGCGGCGCUCGCGGUGGAGGUCCCGAGGGUGCUGUGAAGCGCAACGGAACAGCCAACGACCUGGGCGUGCACUUCGGCGUCGGCUUCUUCCUCUCCAGUAGCUUCGUCGGCGUUGGCGGUGACGCAUGCGAAGCCUUCUUUGCGAGCGGCCUGAUGACAAUUUUCUCGUAA